AUGAAUUUCGCUUCUGUAGUUACUAUUAAUAUUCCAAUGUUCAUCAACCCUGCUAAAGUCUUCUUACCCGUGACCCAAAGAAUGAGGUUCUCCAAUCUCAUUUCAGACCAUUUUUUGUCUUGGCUGCUGCUGUUAUUGCUGCUGGAAAGCAGCAAUGCAGUUUCGAGAAAAGAAGAGCUGCAGACAUAUAUCAUCCACAUGGACAGCUUUCACAAGCCUGUCUCCUUCUCAACCCAUGAGUCAUGGCAUCGGUCCAUCCUAAAAUCAUUGCCCAGUUAUGUUGAUGACGAAGAAAUGUUGUUGUAUUCGUAUAACAAUGUUAUGCAUGGCUUUAGUGCCAGGCUCACACAAUCACAACUCUCUGAACUUGAGAAAUCUCCUGCUCAUCUUGCCACAUAUAAGGAGUCGUUUGGCAAGCCAUUCACCACCUACAGCCCUAAGUUUCUUGGACUAAGCCAUAACUAUGGCUUGUGGCCAACUGCAGCAUUUGGGGAAGGUGUGAUUAUAGGAAUCAUUGAUUCAGGAAUUUGGCCAGAGAGUGAGAGUUUUAAUGACAAGGGAAUGCCCCCUGCGCCAAAGAAAUGGAAAGGCCAGUGUGAGAAUGGCACUGCAUUUAGCCCUUCUAAUUGCAACAGCAAGCUCAUUGGAGCUCGAUCAUUCAGCAAAGGACUCAUAGCAGCACAUAGAAAUAUUUCCACUAAGAUUGAUUAUAACUCACCAAGAGACUUCUUUGGCCACGGGACCCAUACUUCAUCCACAGCUGCAGGGAACCAUGUUCCUGGAGUUAGUCACUUUGGAUAUGCAAGAGGCACAGCCACAGGUGUAGCUCCACGAGCACAUAUUUCCAUGUACAAGGUCAUCUUCGCAACAGAUACAGCAGAGACUGCAGCCAGUGAUGUGCUCGCUGGUAUGGACCAAGCAAUUGCUGAUGGGGUGGACAUCAUGUCCUUGUCUCUUGGUUUCAAUCAGACUCAUUACUUCAAUGAUGUUAUUGCCAUAGCUUCUCUUUCAGCAAUAGAGAAAGGGAUUGUCGUCGUAUGUGCAGUCGGCAAUGAUGGAGAUUUCAACUCAACACAUAAUGGAGCACCUUGGAUCACAACAGUAGGAGCAGGCACACUUGAUCGGAGUUUCACUGCAAAAGUGACUCUGGAAAAUGGGUUAACAGUGGAAGGAACAUCGUACUUCCCAAAGAGCAUUUACAUAACUGAUGCUCCUUUAUACUAUGGCAAAGAUAAUGACAGCAAAGCAUAUUGCCACCAUGAUGCAUUGGUUCCUGCUGAGGUCCAUGGCAAGGUAGUCUUUUGUGACACUGACACAAAAACUAAUGUUUUGAAACAAAAGAAAGAGCUCGAAAGGGUAGGUGCAUAUGCUGGAAUUCUGAUAACAAAUACAUCAGUACUGGGUUCGUUUGCGUUCAACAUUCCCUUCCUGAAAAUAUCAACCGCUUCUGGGGCCUUGGUUAGGGACUAUGUGACUCGGGUGCCCACGCCGAAGGUAAGAACCAUGGAAUUCAUAUUCACCAAGUUGGGUACAAAAAUGGCACCUCAAGUGGCCUUCUUCUCAUCCAGAGGACCUGAUCCGAUCAGUCCAAAUGUUCUAAAGCCAGAUAUUCUGGCUCCGGGAGUAGACGUGCUUGCAGCAAUUGUACCAAACCAGCCGUACAUGAAAAUGGACGGAUACCAAAUUGUGACGGAUUAUGCAUUAUUAUCAGGUACAUCGAUGGCAGCACCCCAUGUUGCUGGAGUGGCAGCUUUGCUUAAGUGUGUCCAUCCUGAGUGGAGCCCAGCAGCAAUUCGAUCGGCUAUUAUGACCACUGCAUAUGUCACAGACCAGAGUGGAACAAUUUUGAAAGAUCAACGGACAGGCCUUACAGCCACACCAUUGGAUUUUGGAGCUGGGCAUCUCAACCCAAACAAAGCCAUAGAUCCUGGACUCAUCUACGACAUGUACUUGCAAGAUUAUAUUGACUUCCUCUGCGGUCUUGGCUACACUGAAAAGCAGCUGAGAGCUAUCAUCAGGCGAAGCCAAUGGAAUUGCAGCCAAGAACUGGGCGAGCUAAACUAUCCUUCAUUCAUCAGCAUAUUCACCAAAGAAAACUCUCCAAUGGUGAAGAAAUUUAGCAGGGUGGUAACAAAUGUGGGAGAUAACACAGCUGUUUACAAUGCAACUCUAGUGAUUCCUCCUGGAAUGAGAGUCACUGUGGAGCCUAGUAGUUUGUCCUUCACUCAAAAAUUUCAGAAUCAAGGCUUUUCUGUGAGUUUGGAGAUUGAUACAGAUUCUCCAGCUGUGGUCUAUGGCUAUCUUAAAUGGAGUGAUCAACACAAUCAUGUGGUUUCAAGCCCUAUAGUGGCUGUUAAACUCUAAUUGAUCUUUUAAUUAGGCCAUGGAUCUUCUUGGAAGAUUAUUCUGUUAAUAUUUUCAUAUCAAUAAUUCAAGAUUGAAUGUUUGUUUUCUGAUGUAUGAAAUUAAGUACUCAAACUUUGAC
Molecule: messenger RNA, 2485 nt
Organism: Manihot esculenta (cassava)
Lineage: Eukaryota; Viridiplantae; Streptophyta; Magnoliopsida; Malpighiales; Euphorbiaceae
Product: subtilisin-like protease SBT3
Exons: 1
Coding region: 1-2364 (787 amino acids)
Biological process (GO): proteolysis
Molecular function (GO): serine-type endopeptidase activity
Source: RefSeq, a predicted model, not a curated record